This is a messenger RNA of Coffea eugenioides, 1315 nucleotides long. Its product is annotated as cytochrome P450 CYP72A219-like. The transcript has 5 exons. Gene Ontology annotation, molecular function: heme binding; monooxygenase activity; oxidoreductase activity, acting on paired donors, with incorporation or reduction of molecular oxygen. The record is from RefSeq and is a predicted model, not a curated record. Lineage: Eukaryota; Viridiplantae; Streptophyta; Magnoliopsida; Gentianales; Rubiaceae. Bases 134 to 1315 code for a protein of 393 amino acids.
CGAAACAAUCGGUCUGAAUGAUAUAAUUUUUUUGAAUAAAGUAUAAUUUUAUGUGAAUUAUUUAUAAAAUUUAACAUUAGCUAGAGUGAGUGGUCACUUGAGAUUGGGAGUUGAGGUGAAACUACUGGAGAAUAUGUUGAGCUUUAUUUCAGUUUCUUGUGUCGUAGCUUUGCUAGUCUGUGCAUGGGGAGUCUUGAAUUCGAUGUGGUUGAAACCAAGAAGGCUGGAAAAAUGCCUCAGAGCACAAGGUCUUAAUGGAAAUUCCUACAGACCAUUCUUUGGGGACUUGAAAGAGUUAGCAAUGAUGCUUGGGGAAGCCAAAUCCAAGCCAAUCAGUCUCUCUGAUGAUAUCGUGCCCAGAGUCAUACCUUUCCACGUCAAAACCAUCAACAAAUAUGGUAGCAAUACUUUUCUGUGGCUCGGGCCUAAACCUUCAGUUAUCAUCCGGGACCCUGAACUUCUCAGGGAGAUCUUCCUUAAGCAUAAUCUCUUCCCAAAGCAACAUUCCAAUCCACUUGGAAAAUUGCUGGCGAAAGGGCUACUAGACUCUGAGGGAGAUAAAUGGGCUAAAGAUCGGAAAAUAAUUAAUCCUGCUUUCAAUUUAGAGAAAAUCAAGCUUAUGCUGCCGGCUUUUCAUUCGAGUGCCAGUGAGAUGUUGAGGAAUUGGGAGGAAAAAUUUUCGCCAGAAGGAUCUUGUGAGCUGGAUGUUUGGCCUUAUCUUCAAACCCUAACUGGUGAUGUGAUUUCUCGCACAGCAUUUGGUAGUAAUUAUGAAGAAGGAAGGAAAAUUUUAGAACUUCAACAAGAACAGGUAGACCAUGUUGUGACAGCUGAAAGGUCAUUAUAUAUCCCUGGAAUGAGGUUUUUGCCAACGAAGAGAAACAGAAGAAUGAAGGAGAUUGAAAAAGUAGUUCAAGCAACAAUAAGGGACAUAAUUGAUAGGAGAGUGAAAGCAAUGAAAGCAGGGGAAGGAAGAAGGGACGACUUAUUGGGCAUACUGUUGGAAUCUAACUUUAAGGAGAUUGAUCAGUAUGGCAGCAAAGAUUUUGGUAUGAGCAUCAAAGAUAUAAUUGAAGAGUGCAAACUCUUCUAUUUUGGUGGGCAGGACACCACUUCAACCUUGCUGGUAUGGACCUUAAUUUUACUGAGCAAGCAUCAAGACUGGCAGUCAGUCGCUAGGGAAGAGGUUUUGCAAGCGUUUGGAAGAGAGGAGAUAGAUUUUGAUCGCCUCAGUCGCCUCAAAACUAUCUUGUCAAGUAUCUGUCCUGCCACUGGAAAACUUGGUUCCAGUGUGAAUAGCUUUACAGAUGAGUAA